Triticum aestivum (bread wheat) is the source of this 2625-nucleotide messenger RNA. Its product is annotated as receptor-like serine/threonine-protein kinase SD1-8. The coding region runs from base 119 to 2569 and encodes 816 amino acids. The transcript is spliced from 6 exons. The record is from RefSeq and is a predicted model, not a curated record. Gene Ontology annotation, molecular function: protein serine/threonine kinase activity; ATP binding. Gene Ontology annotation, cellular component: plasma membrane. NCBI's taxonomy places the organism in Eukaryota, Viridiplantae, Streptophyta, Magnoliopsida, Poales, Poaceae. Gene Ontology annotation, biological process: protein phosphorylation; recognition of pollen.
UCCAAGGCAGCAUGCAUGGUGGUGUUAUUUCCUCUAUAUAUACCUCUUUCAUUCCUUUGGGGCUCAUUCUCAUUGCAAUCACUUAGACACCACACACACACACACUCUCCAUGCAUGCAUGAUCCUGCAAGCAAGCAAUUGCAAGCAGCAGAGGAUCUAUCAAGAAUUAAUGCCUAUGCAGCUGUGUCAUCCUUGCCUUGCUGUGUAUGGUAUUCUUUUGCUUCUUUGUUGGCCAUUCGCUUGUGCCCAUGCUUAUGCAUCUCAGAGCCGGCUUGUCCCUGGCAAGCCGCUCUCCCCCGGCAGUGUCCUCGUCUCCCAAGAUGGGGUGUUUGCCCUGGGAUUCUUCUCCACGGAUGGGGAGAAGCGGCAGCGCCACUAUGUGGGCAUAUGGUACAACAGCAUCCCGGAGCGCACCGUGGUAUGGGUUUCUAACCGUGCGGCGCCCAUCACCACUAACCUUUCCUCUGCAAAUCUUGCGGUGACCAGCAGCUCCGGCAUAGUGAUGUCUGAUAGCGAUGGCCGUGCCGUGUGGACAACCAACAAGAGCAUCAGCAUCAGCGCGAGCGCGAGCACGAGCACGGUGGAAGCAGUGUUGGACAACACCGGCAACUUCAUCCUUCGGUCGUUGGCCGACAGUGCCAUACUAUGGCAAAGCUUCGACCACCCUACCGACACCCUCCUCCCCGGCAUGAACCUGAGGCUGAGCCACAAGACGCUCCCACUGCAGCACCUCGUGUCAUGGAAAGGGCAGCAGGAUCCAUCCCCCGGCGAGUUCUCGUACGGCGCGGACCCUAGCAACCUGCUCCAGUGCUUCGCCUGGAACGGGUCGAGGCCACACCGGCGAAGCCCGGUGUGGACAAGCCACCUCUACAUGGGCGGAUUCAACGAGUCGGCCAUUUACAUGGCCUUGCAUCACGCCGGCGACGAGGUGUACAUGUCCUUUGGCAUGCCGGCUGGCUCCUUCGUCCAGCUGGUCAGGUUGGAGAUCGACUACUCAGGCAAGGUAAAUAUACUAAGCUGGCUGAGCAACGUGUCCGCAUGGAGAGCCCUCUACGCAGAGCCUCAACAUGAGUGCAAUACGUACGGCUACUGCGGUCCUUAUGGUUACUGCGACAACACACAAAUCGUCCCGGUUUGCAAGUGCCUUGACGGUUUUGAACCGAGGGAUGCUAAAGGAUGGAUCUCCGGUAGCUUCUCACAGGGAUGCCGCCCCAAGGAGGUGCCAAGGUGCACCCAUGGAGACAGUUUCUUGGCCUUUCCGGGCAUGAAGGUCCCGGACAAGUUCCUCCGUAUCCCGAGCAGAAGCUUCGAUGAGUGCACCGAGGAAUGCAGAAGCAAUUGCUCCUGCGUGGCAUAUGCUUACUCCAAGAUGAGCAACAUAGAUAUUGACGGGGAUGAUACAAGAUGCCUGUUAUGGAUGGGCGAUUUGAUCGACAUGGAGAACAACCAUCAAGGAGGGGAGAACCUCUAUGUUCGGACUAAAAGAUUGCAAGGUAAUCAAGGAAGCAAGCUUGUCUGGGAAAGGUUGAUGCGUCGAGAUACAGGAAAUUACAAUCAUUUCGCUGAUGGUAACACGGAGUUUCCCAUUUUGAACUUUAGGGAAAUUGCUACCGCGACAAAUAAUUUCUCUGAAUCCAACAUUCUUGGCAAAGGAGGGUUUGGCAAUGUUUAUAAGGGAACGUUGGAAGAUGGUAGGGAAAUUGCUGUGAAAAGGCUUCGUGUAGGUUCUGUCCAAGGGGCAGUGGAGUUCAAAAAUGAAAUAGCACUGAUUUCCAGGUUGCAGCAUAGAAACUUGGUCAAACUUAUAGGCUGCAGUAUUCAUGAAGACGAAAAGCUUUUGAUUUAUGCAUACCUACCUAACCGAAGUCUGGAUUACUUCAUUUUCAAUGAUAGAAGAAAAUCACUGCUCAAUUGGCCCACAAGAUUUAAGAUAAUCGCUGGUGUAGCCAGGGGACUUCUUUAUCUCCACCAAGAUUCCAGAUUGACGAUGAUUCAUAGAGAUCUCAAAGCAAGCAACAUAUUGUUGGAUGCUGAGAUGACCCCCAAAAUAUCAGAUUUUGGUACGGCUAGGAUCUUUGGUGUCAAUCAACACGAAGGACAUACAAAUCGAGUUGUUGGAACAUUUGGAUACAUGUCGCCUGAAUAUGCAAUGGAAGGCAUAAUCUCCGUCAAAUCCGAUGUUUACAGCUUUGGCGUAUUAGUUCUAGAGAUUGUGAGUGGCAUGAAGACCGGCGCCACAACCCCAACAAGUUCACGCGCACGCACUCGUAACCUUAUAGAUUAUGCGUGGAGCUUAAGGAAGGAUGGGAAAGUGAUGGAUCUAAUUGAUUCAUCCAUCGUUGAGGGUUGCUCUCUCGUUGAAGCUCUACGAUGCAUCCAUAUCGGACUCUUGUCGGUGCAGGACGACCCAGAGGCUCGCCCCCUCAUGUCUUGGGUGGUAGCAAGCCUGGAUAAUGAAGACACUGAGCUCCCGCAGCCAAAAGAGCCUAUGUGCUUUGCACACCGUAACUACGGAGCCGGGGAAAGCCAUGUGCAUGAUAUGAGCCUCGUAAACCUCAAGGGGCGCUAGAAAAUCCUGCCUUGUCCUUGACUUGUGACCCUCAUAUCUUCAUACACGUACCUGCU